This is a messenger RNA of Prionailurus viverrinus (fishing cat), 1920 nucleotides long. It is a transcript of the gene HNF1A, whose product is annotated as HNF1 homeobox A. The transcript is spliced from 10 exons. Gene Ontology annotation, cellular component: nucleus. Bases 1 to 1920 code for a protein of 639 amino acids. NCBI's taxonomy places the organism in Eukaryota, Metazoa, Chordata, Mammalia, Carnivora, Felidae. The record is from RefSeq and is a predicted model, not a curated record. Gene Ontology annotation, biological process: liver development; regulation of transcription by RNA polymerase II; pancreas development. Gene Ontology annotation, molecular function: DNA-binding transcription factor activity, RNA polymerase II-specific; RNA polymerase II cis-regulatory region sequence-specific DNA binding.
AUGGUGUCUAAACUGAGCCAGCUGCAGACGGAGCUUCUGGCGGCCCUGCUCGAGUCAGGCCUGAGCAAAGAGGCGCUGAUCCAGGCCUUGGGGGAGCCGGGGCCCUACCUGCUGGCCGGAGAUGGCCCCCCGGACAAGGGGGAGUCCCGCGGCGGUGGCGGUCGGGCGGAGCUGGCCGAGCUGCCCAAUGGGCUGGGGGAGGCAAGGGGCUCCGAGGACGAGACGGACGACGAUGGGGAAGACUUCACGCCGCCCAUCCUCAAAGAGCUGGAGAACCUCAGCCCCGAGGAGGCGGCCCACCAGAAGGCCGUGGUGGAGACCCUGCUGCAGGAGGACCCGUGGCGCGUGGCCAAGAUGGUCAAGUCCUACCUGCAGCAGCACAACAUCCCACAGAGGGAGGUAGUCGACACCACUGGCCUCAACCAGUCGCACCUGUCCCAGCACCUCAACAAGGGCACCCCCAUGAAGACACAGAAGCGAGCGGCCCUGUACACCUGGUACGUCCGCAAGCAGCGAGAGGUGGCGCAGCAGUUCACCCACGCAGGGCAGGGUGGGCUGAUUGAAGAGCCCACAGGUGAUGAGUUGCCGACCAAGAAGGGGCGGAGGAACCGUUUCAAGUGGGGCCCAGCCUCCCAGCAGAUCCUGUUCCAGGCCUACGAGAGGCAGAAGAACCCCAGCAAGGAGGAGCGAGAGGCACUGGUGGAGGAGUGCAAUAGGGCGGAGUGCAUCCAGCGGGGGGUGUCACCAUCGCAGGCACAGGGGCUGGGCUCCAACCUCGUCACGGAGGUGCGCGUCUACAAUUGGUUUGCCAAUCGGCGCAAGGAAGAAGCUUUUCGGCACAAGCUGGCCAUGGACACAUACAGCGGGCCGCCACCAGGGCCAGGCCCGGGCCCUGCACUGCCAGCCCACAGCUCCCCGGGACUGCCCCCGCCCGCCCUCUCCCCCAGUAAAGUCCACGGUGUGCGCUAUGGACAGCCGACAACCAGCGAGGGGGCAGAAGUGCCCUCAAGCAGCGGUGGUCCCUUGGUGACGGUGUCUGCACCCCUACACCAAGUGUCCCCCACGGGCCUGGAGCCCAGUCACAGCCUGCUGAGCACCGAAGCCAAGCUGGUCUCAGCAACCGGAGGCCCUCUCCCCCCUGUCAGCACCCUGACAGCUCUGCACAGCUUGGAGCAGACAUCCCCAGGCCUCAACCAACAGCCCCAGAAUCUCAUCAUGGCCUCACUUCCUGGGGUCAUGGCCAUUGGGCCCGGUGAGCCCGCCUCCCUGGGGCCCACCUUCACCAACACAGGUGCCUCCACCCUGGUCAUUGGCCUGGCCUCCACUCAGGCACAGAGCGUGCCGGUCAUCAACAGCAUGGGCAGCAGCCUGACCACCCUGCAGCCAGUCCAGUUCUCCCAGCCACUGCACCCUUCCUACCAGCAGCCACUCAUGCCCCCCAUGCAGAGCCACGUGGCCCAGAGUCCCUUCAUGGCCACCAUGGCCCAGCUGCAGAGCCCCCACGCCCUCUACAGCCACAAGCCUGAGGUGGCCCAGUACACCCACACGGGCCUGCUUCCGCAGACUAUGCUCAUCACCGACACCACCAACCUGAGUGCUCUGGCCAGCCUCACGCCCACCAAGCAGGAGGCUGCUCUGUUCCCCCAGGUCUUCGCCUCAGACACGGAGGCCUCCAGUGAAUCCGGGCUGCAUACGCCGGCGUCUCAGACCACCACCAUCCACAUCCCCAGCCAGGACCCCGCUGGCAUCCAGCCCCUGCAGCCCACCCACCGGCUCAGCGCCAGCCCCACCGUGUCCUCCAGCAGCCUGGUGUUGUACCAGAGCUCCGACUCCAACGACGGCCACAGCCACCUGCUGCCAUCCAACCACAGUGUCAUCGAGACCUUCAUUUCCACACAGAUGGCUUCAUCUUCCCAGUAA